UUGGUCGCGUGCGGUAUUGUGGUACCUUAUCGUCUUCGCGGUAGAUGUAUUAUUUCUUUUUCACGAGACAAUAAAAAAAAAAAAACAUCGCGCGCGUGCUGAGAGUUCGUUUCAUAAAUCAUUAUUAUUAAGUACCUACAACGAUUGAUAAAACUGUGAAAUUAUGGGUUCUAUCAUUUUUUCCGCUGCAGUUGCCCCUAAAGUUUAUUACAAUUUGCCUGUACGGUUCACGUGAUAUCCGGUAAUCACGAAGGAUGUCGUGUGUGGCAGUGGUGAUGGCAGUCGUACUCGCGGUACUCCAAAUUACCGGCGGCCAGCUGCAUCGGCCGCAGAACGAAGAUCCGCUGCAACGGCACGGAGAUGUACAAGGGCAGGUGGACGGCGAAUGGAAGUGCCCGGAAGUGCGAAACGUGUCGUGCGCUUGUGAUCUACCACACACAUUACGCUGCACCGGCGGCAAGUCGACGUUCGAGACUGUGGCCCGGGCGCUCAGAAAUCUGUCCGGCACGUCGUCAAUAUCGCUUCUGGACUGCACCGUGCAGAACGUGGGCUCGCUUCCGGCCAGGAUGCUGGACGGUGUCUCGCUGCACGGGCUGGUCGUGUCGUCCGGCGAGAUCAAGUCCGUUUCAGACGCCGCGUUCGACGGGCUUGGGUCUCCGCUCCAAGCGCUUGGCCUGCCCAAUAACCAGCUCGAGCGGGUACCCAGCUCGGCGCUGGCCAUGCUCAGCGGGCUCGAGAGGCUCGACCUGUCACACAACCGUUUGCACACCAUUCACAACAAUUCGUUCAAGGGAUCGCCGAAUUUGACGUUUUUGGAUUUGAGCAAUAAUUCCAUUCAUUUCAUCAGCCCAGAUGCAUUUGUUAAUCUACCGUUUUUGAAAGUGCUACGUCUCCAAAACAAUUUGCUUACGUCAGCUUCAACUUCCCAUCUCCAAGGGCUUCGGUCGUUGGUCGAUUUAGACCUCAGUUCUAACUUGCUGGCCGGUCAAUUAGGCCCGAGCACAUUGCCUAGGUUGCCGAAUUUACAGGUCAUAUCGCUGGCGCAUAAUCAGCUCAACAGUGUUAGGCGUGGAUCGUUUGCUGGACUCGAGGGCAUAGUGUCGCUUACGCUUAAUCACAACCAGAUCGACGUACUCGAGGAUCAUGGUUUCAGAGCGGUGCCUACAUUGUCCCAUUUGGACUUGGCCAACAAUCGCAUCGUAGCGGUGUCCAGUGCUUCACUCGCACACCUGACCAAACUCAAAACACUCGACUUGUCACACAACUUCCUGAGGAGUUUGACGUCCGAUCUCAUCGUACCGCUAAAGAGUAUCCAAGUUAUAAAGCUCGACGACAACGACAUAUCAAUUGUGGCUGAAGGCGCACUGAACACCGGCAAUCAUAUAACUAGCAUCUCUUUAUCAGACAACCCGUUGAACUGCGACUGUAGUCUAUUGUAUUUCGCCGGUUGGCUGUCCAAUCACAGUGCUACCCACGCGGCCGGCGAUACGGCCGUGUGCGCCACUCCGCCAUCGCUCGAAAACGGCCUGCUCCAGGAUCUUCCCGUAUCCAAGUUGACGUGCGGCGGCGAGGACAGCGUGCCACCGCCCGAAGGUCCUCUCGCCUCGAUGCAGCCGUAUACCGGUACGAAAAUCUCGUUGCGCUCUUACCAGUUCGACGGCAGCCGGAUCAGCCUAGGUUGGACCGUCGUAGCGCCGGUCAUAUCGUACUACUGCAACGCGCUAGUCAUCUACGAGGACGUCGGCAACCACGAAGUACUGCUCGACUCGAAACCGGUCAGGUGCAAUUCGUCCCAGUUGCCCGACGCCAAGAGUCUGACACUGUCGCUAUCGGCUAACGAGUUACAGCCGACGCACAGUUACAGGUAUUGCGUGGUACUGGUGGAGGGAUACGCAAACGACAAAUCGGACGAAUCGGCCAUGGUGCUGGGCUGCAGCGACAUCAUACCUCUGGUGCCGAACGCCAACCAAGUGGUGCAGCCCAACAACCGGGCGGCGGCAACGGGGACCGCGGACCCGCCCGACAUCCAAAACCUGACCACGUCGUAUGUGCCGCCGUCGUCGCUGUUCGUGGCCGUACACCUGUCGGCCGUGCGCCCGGACGCCGGCAAGUGCACGAUAACGGUGUCCGUGUACACGAUGGGCAGGCCCCUGGCCCACCACCGGUUGAACUGCACGGCGCCCUGGACUACGGUCACGGAUCUGCCGGCCGAGCGGUCGUACCAGGUGUGUGCCAGCAUCGGUUCAAAGUUCCCCAAAGACGACGAGGAGACCAUGGUGUGCACGUCCGUGGACGGCGGCGGGGGCGGCAUCGGUGCCGGCGGCGGCGGCGGUGGUGGCCCGGCCGACUGGUUGUUCGCGGCGUUGGGUGCCAAAAGUUACGCGUUCCUGUUGUCGGCCACGUUCACGGCCGUCGUGUUCCUGUUCGUGUUGUUGGCGUACAGGACUGCGUGCCGGGCGUGCAGCAAUAAGAAGUCGACCGGCCGCACGAACGCCGUCCAAACGCACCAGUGCUUUUUGCCAGUGCCACCACCCGACAACGGCACCCACCGGCCCAGGUACGUGAAACUUCAGGCCACCACCGUCCUGUAACAAGCAGUGUGGAUGGUUGCUUCUGCAGUUGACGUCGAACUCGCGGUCAAAGUCAUCCGUCACUCGCUCUUGCGGAACACGUGGCCGCCGAACCGCUCGGAACUUCUCGGAAUAUUAUAAAUGUAUAACGUACUUAGUUUUUAAGUUUGUUUUUGUUUUGUCAAGUCGGCCGAGGAGCUUAUUAUAAUAUUAUUUAAUUAGGUAUAACAGCUAUUCGACGUGCCAUAUUGAAAGUUAACUGAAACCUUUUUUGAGUUUUGACAAAUUCCUCACAUUUUAAAUAUGUCUGUUGAUGUUUACGUUCAGAUUGAUAAUGAAGCAUCACACAGUAAUAUGUGUAUUAUUUUCGACUUGGUUCUUCGACGGAAUUCAUAACGAUUGGCAAGUGGUGAUAAACGUCGAUACUCCUGCAGCUAGUGGCGCAAUUGUAUUAUGUUGGAAAUAUAGCCCUCCCAUAAACUCCACGGUUUCAAAAUUAUAAGUUAUUUUCUAAGUUUGGGAUUUUAGUGCGGGCCACGGGGCUUAGUCCUCGCGAUAAUAUUUCAUUUUUAGUUUCAUCUACGGAAUAAGUCCGAAAAACUAUUUAUUCAUAUUUUAUCAUGUCAUAUAAAAUAUUUUUACGUCUAUCGUGUUUGGUCCGAGGUGUCGUUAAAUGUUUCAAAUUAAUGUUUUUGUAAACUUUUUCCAAUAUCAUUAUCUAAGUUUGAUUCGACAAAAUACAUUUAUUUUUCAAGGAAACGUCGUACCUACGUUUGAAUAAUCGUUAUGAUGUUUGUUUGUCAUCAUCGUCUAUCAUGCUCUAAUAUAAUAUAGGUAGAGGUUUAAUCUGAAUAAACACUCAACAUCCCGAACUUAGUUCACACAUUAUUUUAGGUAGGUAGGUAUUACAAUAUAAGACUGAAAUUUAAUUUAACACUAUUUAACAAUGUUUACUAACAAAAUGUUAAAAAUUUAUUUUAAUAAGUUUAUGGUAUUUAUUAUUAUUAUUUUUAAUCAAUAUUGUAUCAAUAUUUUAUUAAAGUUCAUCUUGAUUUAAUUUCAGUAGGUGCAUGCCUUCUAUUUCUUUAAAGUUACAUUAUAUACUUUUAUUUAUUUUCGUAUACCUAUAACUUUUGUACAUCGCUGUAGCAUAAUUUAACUUGUUUAUUUUUAAUAUUGUAUUGUAUAAUUUGAUUUUUAACACUAUUUUUACUAUAUAUAUAUAUAAUAUAAAUUAUACAUAUAGUAAAAAAUAGUGUUUGAGUGGAAAGAAAGUCAUAUUGUGAUAAUGUUCGAAUGAGUAAUGGUUAGUUAUAUAAAAUACUAACGAUUAUCAUCACUGUAUAUAAAUUUAAUAUUAAAAUAUUUAUAACUGUACAUAAUAUUGGACGAUUAUUGUUGGUUUGUACUUAAUCAUUUAUAUUUAUCAAUUGAAAAUAAAUCUAACCGUUUUUAAUCCUGGUGUAAUCUAUGGCUA
Rhopalosiphum maidis (corn leaf aphid) is the source of this 4047-nucleotide messenger RNA. Its product is annotated as leucine-rich repeat-containing protein 15-like. Gene Ontology annotation, molecular function: protein binding. Lineage: Eukaryota; Metazoa; Arthropoda; Insecta; Hemiptera; Aphididae. The record is from RefSeq and is a predicted model, not a curated record.